UCACAAAAGCCCAGCCAGACAGUCCAACUGCCUGAAAAAGAAAUCCACAUAAAUAUAAUUUAUUUCGUAUGGAAUUCCUGAAUAUUUAUCAUACAUGUGUUUUAAUGCGCUAGUAAUUAUUACUUUUGAAUACAAACCCAAUGACGUCACCCAACGAACUAUUUAAUUAAGCCCCGUCAGGCUAAAGUGUAAACGGCUGUAGUGCCUGUUAUAAUUAUACACACUGCACUCUUAACGUUAGAAGUCGUCGAAAAUAAUCACAAUUCAGCUUCAAUUGUACUUUACGGACACGGUGACGGUAUGAAUCAGCAAGUAGCUGAGGGACAGCCACAGAAAAAUGAUGUGGCUCAGCAUUGUGAGGCAAGUGUCGAUCCAUUUUCACCGGUCACUGAAGCCUUCAGAGUUUUCCAGAUGGAGCUUGACACCAAGCACGACAAAUACGAGCGUCUUGUUAAGCUCAGUCGAGAUGUCACCAUUGAAAGCAAGAGGACAAUUUUUCUUUUACACAGAGUGACAAGUGUUCCAGAUGCAGAGGCCAUUUUGAAUGAGGCAGAUGGGAAACUGGAUGGAGUGAGGCAGAAAAUUGGUCAGAUUGCCGAAGAGCUUAAAGGAGAGGACAUCUAUCAGUUUCACAGAGCAUUCACUGCAGGAAUCCAGGAGUAUGUGGAGGCCGCAUCCUUUCAGCACUACAUCCGUCAUCGCAGCCUCAUCAGUCUGGAGGAAAUCAACGCUAGGCUGUUGUUCAUGAUGGGAGACAAGGGCUCUGCUGACACACUGUCAUCGGAACCUCAGGUCCUGACUUUCCAGGUGAUGCCCGCAGACUACCUGCUGGGUGUGGCCGACCUGACAGGUGAGCUGAUGCGCCUGUGCAUUAGCAGCGUGGGCAACGGUGACAUCGACACGCCCUUCCAGCUGAGCCAGUUCCUGCGUCAGAUCCAUGACGGUUUCUCCUAUAUUGGAAACACGGGCCCUUACGAGGUGUCCAAGAAGCUGCACACACUGCGUCAGAGUCUGGGCAAAGUGGAGGACGCGUGCUACACCCUGCGAGUUCGUGGUUCUGAGAUCCCUAAACAUAUGCUGGCAGAUGUCUUCUCCAGCCGGAACACUCACAUGGACCCAGAAGAAGCUGUGGUCUAAUUCUUUUACAACCUUUCCUCUUAUUUAGCUCUUGUAAAAGUUUUAACUUCUAAAUGGGCUCUAUGUUUAGCAACAGGGUUUACUUUUUCAUACGACAAUAAAAUAUUGUUACAAAUACAAUAAUAAUGUAUUAUUUUCUAUGUAGAUUUGACUACUGCAGUCGUUUUAUACGGAUAAAGGUUUUGCGGCAUGUAGGCCAUGCUUUGCAAGACUUAAGGUCUAUUUGAUAACGUGUUUAUUUUAUUUCGCUCUUCAGCCCUCCCCUUCCACUAUCACACACAGAUAAUCUAAGGUAGAGCAUGUGACCUUUGUUCAGGCCUAUUCGCUGGCAGCCACCUGAUAUACACGUGCGCACAUACAUAACGUCAAGCAACCCCUGUAUUCUUGGCAUAGGAUAUGUUUGAUAUGUUUGGAGUUUUCUCUUGUAUGCAUUCGUCUGAGAACUUGCAGACCUUAAGGAAGAGCUGGGUAUAAAUUAAGGUUCGUGUGUUGAUUGAUAGUUUGGUCUUUAUCCAGUUGUGCAUGUUUUCCCUUCCAUUCAGAUGGGCGUGUAUUCCGGAGUGUGAAUAAAGUCUGCCAUCUGCUGUUAGGUAUCAGUA
Molecule: messenger RNA, 1736 nt
Organism: Phyllopteryx taeniolatus (common seadragon)
Lineage: Eukaryota; Metazoa; Chordata; Actinopteri; Syngnathiformes; Syngnathidae
Gene: tsnax
Product: translin-associated factor X
Exons: 6
Coding region: 301-1137 (278 amino acids)
Cellular component (GO): nucleus; cytoplasm
Molecular function (GO): RNA endonuclease activity; RNA binding; sequence-specific DNA binding
Source: RefSeq, a predicted model, not a curated record